CCCAUCAACAUCGUCAUCAAACGCGUGUUUGCACAGUAGUUUUGCAUGUUCAAAACUCUAAGCGCGAGCGUCAAGCAGUUUGUUUUCAUUGCCUAGUUUGUUCUAUGCGCAACUUUUCAAGCAGCGAUCGGGGACAAUGACAGCUCGAGCUGAGAAAGCCGUACGUUUCCUCGUGUCUGGAAAUGGGAAGCUUGAGAGUUCGGGGCAAACGAUGGAGCACAUUCGCAAACUGCGGGCACUUGCCAAAGAAGCUGGUCUCUCGGCAGAUCACAUGCUGCAGCUGAGCACAAUCAUCACUGCACCUGACACUCGAUCCUCCUUGGCAAAGCCCCUUCUCCAGUGCUUGGUGCCAGUCGAGAAUGUCACCAAGCAACUCAUUCUUGCUUUCUCCGGGGCGCUCUGCAGUGAUUCGUUGUCCCCUGCUGUCAAGAGGGACAUCAUGCAGUGGAUGGUUGCAGUACACCACUUGUUUGGCAGCAGCUGCAAUUUGGUGCUGCUCUGCAGGUCUCUACUAAAGCUUCUUGACACAUCUCUGUCUGGUGAUGCCGUAACCUUGCUGCUUCUUUUGGCCUCGGAGGGCACUGCGACGUCAUUCACAAGGUCCGCGGUUUCCAAGGCGAUGCAGAGAAAGCCUUCCGAUGAGCUCCUUUAUCUUACCUAUGUUCUCGAGAGGUGCCGGUUUCCAGGAAGCCGCAAGGAUAUCAAAGAUGAGAAAAUGGAUGCCGUUGGCUCACUGUGGGAAGUACACGUGCAUCAGUUGCAACAGGAGCUGUUUGGAAAAGUCAAGCAUCGCUACAAUUCAAAGGAUUUGGGACUGCAGUGUGGUAGCAUCAACACCGACAGCAGCCAACUCUUGGAAGCCUUAGAGAGGCAUCCCCUCGACUUGAUGAAAGUGCUUUUGAACCCGGAAAUAUUGAAGGCCAUGGUCAGUGAGGGAAAGCAUCGCCAGCUGGCCUACUUUCAGGGACAGUUGCGAAUCACACUCAAUGAUGUGUUCAUGAGUCCAGAAAAUGUUGAAGGAAAGAAGUUCCUCACAUCACUGGCAACAAUGGUCAGCAUACUCCAGGAGAAUCCACCUGCCGUAGAUAAGUGGCUUAUGAACUGUGUGGCAACGUGGAAUGGUGAUCAUUACUGGGAGCAGAUCCUGGCUCUUGUGUCCAACUUUUCACUGACCUCUCCUGACCACUUUUUCUCUUGCAUCUGGGAGCCACUCAUGCAGCUGUUCUUCUUCCAGAGCCUUGAAAAGCAGGUUAGCAUAUUUCGAUGCCUCACCGAGCUGUGUCGUUUCUGGUGUCUGGUGGAGGUACCCCGCUCUCAAGGGUGCAGGGGUUUUGUGUUUGACAGGACCUACGGCGAGGGAACCGUGAAGGCAUUAACACACCUUGUAUCGGAACUUAACCGCAGUCGGCAUGGCACUAGUGGAAUUUCACCCGGACAGGCUCGUCGAGAUUAUGGUGCCCAUCUUCGAGCUUUACCACAUGAGACUGAAUAUGUUCAGGAAAUCGGGAGUCGCACUCAUGGGCCUGCCCGAGUGGCAGUUUAUAAUGCUUCCAGUCCUCUCGCGCAAUUCGCUUCUCAUCGAUGGACUCAGCAGAACCUGCUUAAGCCUGCUGGAGUUUAUGGAAGAUGCAAGAGAGUGUUUUGAGCAGCCUUGGUUGAAGGCAAUGACCAACGAGUUCCACGACCAAGUGAGCUGGCUCGGCUUGGCACUCGCUGGUGAAUGGAAGCGUGCAUGUGCCGUUGGCCCGAAGUUAUCACCAAAACUCUUGGAAGCAUUGGGCGUUUCUCUGAGCGACACUUACUGUCCCGUGGCGUUAUGGUGGCAACCUGCUGUCAAGGACGCUGUUGCAAAACUUUGUCAAGCUCACAACAUCGAGCCUCACGAGAUUGCCCAGAGUGCUGACACAUGGUCCGCCUUUCUCAACAUCUUGGCUGCCAGCCAACCACACACGACAGGGCUUAUGCGGCAAACAGCCGUGCUGACUGAACCAUCUAGGUUUUCCACGGUGUCGAGGACAUUCACAGCCUGAUUUGAUCUCUUCAAGUUUUAGUAUUCAUUGUACAUUUCAGAAGUGAACAAAGACAGUUUUGUUCCAUCAUUAAAAUUUCCAGUUGAUAGUUGGCACUGGCCUUCCCUUGGCA
Molecule: messenger RNA, 2142 nt
Organism: Rhipicephalus microplus (southern cattle tick)
Lineage: Eukaryota; Metazoa; Arthropoda; Arachnida; Ixodida; Ixodidae
Biological process (GO): CENP-A containing chromatin assembly; mitotic sister chromatid segregation
Cellular component (GO): kinetochore; inner kinetochore
Source: RefSeq, a predicted model, not a curated record